AAUGAAAUGCUACCAAAAAAUAUGCAUUACAUGCAUACACAUACAUUUGAACAUAGAAAGCGAAAUUGGAUCAUCAAGAAUAUUUCUCGCCCAGGUGGUUUAAUAAUUGAUUAUGUCUACCAUCAUUUGGAGACAAACAAAAAGUUUCGAUCUUUGAUAGAGGUUUACAAAUUUCUUGUAUAUGGGGAAGUUCCUGAAAUAACGAAGAAAUUAAGAGAAAAUGAAGAACCAUUGCAGGUGACACCGAGACGUAAACCACAUGUGCGCGGUAAAAAAUUGAUAAAAAAAUAUGUAGUUGGAACAUGUAUCGAAUCUUGCAACGGAAUUUACAUUAAAAAUCGGGGAGAAGCUAACUACUUAUCCGAACGUGACAUCCCUUCAAACAUUGAAAAAAAGAGAAAAAGAGAAAACGAAGAUUUAUAUGGGCAUCAACAGGUGAACUUGGGAGAUGAUGCAACAUGUGUCAACUCAGAAGAUGCUGCAUUAAGUACUCCCGUACACACUUUUCUUUACCUUUGGGAUUUUGAGCUCAUACCCGAGGCACACAAUGAAAAUCUUUCCUAG
Solanum stenotomum is the source of this 564-nucleotide messenger RNA. RefSeq lists its product as uncharacterized. The annotation marks the transcript as partial. Lineage: Eukaryota; Viridiplantae; Streptophyta; Magnoliopsida; Solanales; Solanaceae. The transcript is spliced from 4 exons. The record is from RefSeq and is a predicted model, not a curated record.